Messenger RNA from Aphanomyces invadans, 2511 nucleotides. RefSeq lists its product as hypothetical. NCBI's taxonomy places the organism in Eukaryota, Oomycota, Saprolegniomycetes, Saprolegniales, Verrucalvaceae. The transcript is spliced from 2 exons. The record is from RefSeq and is a predicted model, not a curated record. The coding region runs from base 21 to 515 and encodes 164 amino acids.
CCCGCACUGGCCGCACCGCGAUGGCAGACGUUGGCGAUCGAAAGCACGAUGUGUUUGGAGAUGGCACGCCGUGCGAAGGCGACGAAGUCAACUUAGACAAACUCCCGUCGGCUUUCAUUGCGUCUGUGGAGGCCAGCUUUGCUAAACCGAAGCGGCGAAUCAACUUUAACCCGAGUGAGGGAGAGGUCCACCGACGCGAGAGCAAUCGGCCGUGGCGCCUCGACGCCCAUCGAAAACUCCUCGCGACGAACCAGCGCGCGGAAGAGGAGCAGUGGGAAAAGCGGCGCAUUGGACUCGCCAAGCAGGUGCACGAAGGGCUCUUGCACAAUUUCAAUAUUUACGUGGGCAUUUCCGAAGUCGGAAACAUAAUCAAGGUUGGCCAGGACCAGCGGCGGCAGGAGCAACAGGGACUUUCCGUCAACAAAGACAUUGCCGCAUCCGCCAUCUUGGUCGCCGCCGAAAAAUACGACCUCGCUCGGAUCGCCGUGCUGCUCGACAAAGUUCCUAAGAAGUAGGGGCAAAAGCUGUCAUAGCUAAGAGUGUAUUACACGGAGAAAGUGUGAGGAGUAGUUCUGGAGCGCGCUGCCCCUGCCUGGCUAAUCCACAAAGUUUACAAGCUCUCUUCUGGGACAUGCGCACUAACGUCCGUGCUUAGCGAUCGAUGGCCGUAUGUCGCGCGAGGAAUGCGACGCCUUCAGUAGAGAUCUUGUUGCAAUACCACAAGUUGAUCGAACUCAAGUGAGGCAGCGCCGCUAAGCACCGAACGCCGACGUCGGAUAGCUCGGCGCAUUCCGCAAGGUUUAGGGACUUGAGGGUUUGAAUCUUGGCGAGAUAAGGCAUGGCGUCGUCGGUGAUGAGGACGCAAUUCCCCAUGUCGAGGCGUUCCAGCGCCGGUAACGUUGACAGACACUGAAUCGAGGCGUUCGUGAGCUUGGAGCAGCUCGCAAUGUCCAAACUCUCUAGUUUGGUCAGCGCGGCCAACGCGGCAAUGCCCUCGUCGGUGAGACCGUGGCAAUACCACAAUACCAGCGAUUUCAAUCGGACAAGGCGGCCCAGGAUGGCACAACUCUUGUCGGUGAGGAGGCGGCAGUUUGCCAAAUUCAGUGUUUGGAGGUUCACGAGAUCCUUGAGGUGCACGAUGCCAACAUCGGUGAUCUGGCUGCACCGCAUCAAGUUAAGCGAUUCCAAUUGCAAGAGGUAGCGGAUUCCCCUGAGUGCGUGGUCGCCGAGUUGGCGGCAAUUUGACACGUCGAGAGCUUUGAGCUUUACUAAAGGCGCUAGCGCGACCAAACCAGCGUCCGAAAUCCCCGGACAACUUGCCAGUGCGAGCCUUUCGAGCUGCGUCAAGUUUGAAAUGGCCGCGAUCCCAGCAUCCGUGAUAACGUCGCAGUUGCCAAGGUCCAGAGUGGUCAGCGCGUGCAACCGCGCGCCCAUGAGUUCCAGAGAAGCGUCUGUGAGCCGCAGGACUUUCAUGCAGUUCAAAACGGUGAUGCGCGACGAUCCUUGCACGAGCGACGUGACGGUAUCGUCGGUCAGGUUGGAGCAAUACCAGAGAUUCAACGAUUCGAGGCACGGGAAGUGGCGCAACAUGGCCGUGCCAGCGUCCGUGAUGGAGUAGCACCCCGACAGAUCCAGUGACCUCAAACACGACAACGUAUGCAGCUGCCACAGACCUUGGUCGGUGACGUCGCCAACGUUGGCCAGUUCCAGCGUCUCCAGUUUCGAGCACCGCGUGAUCGACAUGAGGGCACGGUCAGUGAUUUGACUGCAGUUGGAUAGCGUCAACGCAGUCAAGUUGGCGAGUUGGCCAACGUAUUUGAUCGCUUCGUCCGAGAGCUGGCCCUGGUGGCAGUACCACAAACUCAGUGUUGUCAGGGCAGGCAGGUUGAUCAAGUCUGCGCAGGCGUGGUCGUCGAUGCCUGUGCAGCUCGUCAGGUUCAACGAUGUUAUGGAUGGUGGCAAGUCAGCAAGGCUAGUGAGGCGGCUGCAGUAGCCCAAGUCCAGUACCGAAAGUAGGGGCAAAUAACGAAGCAGAGCCAGCGUGUCGUUGGUGAUGUGGUCGCAUCCCCUGAGGUUCAGCGUCUGCAGCUUGAGUAGUAAGCCCAAUCCGCACAGCCCAGCAUUCGUAAUAGCACUACACCCGGCCAUGAAGACGCUGGAUACGUUGGGGAACAUCCGCAGGAGCCUGUCGACGUGUUCGUCGUUCACGCCUCCACCGGCAGGCUCCAAGUCGAGGGUUCUUGUCACUUCACGCAGUUCACGGCGGAUCCACGAACACGUCGACGCGAGUUGAACCCACUCGCUCGCGCAGCAGUACGCUGCCAGAACUGGCAUCUGCACCACCACCACGAGCAGGUCGACAUUGCUAGCUGUCGAAGUCGUCACCCCUGUCUUUGAAAGAACCGAUCCACGCGAGUCUCUCAUGUGCGACUCGCGUGUCAAGGAUGGCCGCGGCAGAGCCCAGAACUUGUCCGCUGUGAGGAGUCCUCGUCCCAUAGCUGCAAUUGGCAG